AGAUGGCUGUAUCAGGUUCAUUAUGGAGUACUCGCCUGCUUCGGGUGCAAGGGAUUCUUCCGACGAGCAGUGAAGGAUGGUCGAAAUAAGUAUGUUUGCCGAUUUGAGAAGAAUUGUGAAGUCAAUAAAUUUGUUCGGCCCGAUCGAGAGGAAGCCCGUGAGAAGUUGCGAAGUCAGAAAUCCUUACUAGCAAAAAAGAAGAGCAUUGGACGAUCGCUGUCUAAUAAAGUCGACGCAGAUGGCGACUGGACGCUUCAGCUGCCUUCUAACUCCAGAAAAUUGCUGUGUGAUCUAAACGCCCUGGAAAAUGACGUAAUGUCUCUAGCUGUUGGAGGUUAUGAAGCCAUAGCGGAUUUCUCGCUGAAAAGCCUUAUCGCCGAUCGAACACUUGCCAGAAAGAGCACGGUUUGA
Messenger RNA from Haemonchus placei, 411 nucleotides. Lineage: Eukaryota; Metazoa; Nematoda; Chromadorea; Rhabditida; Trichostrongylidae. The record is from the annotation of a GenBank genome assembly.